AUGACCAAGUUCAAAUAUAGAUCAGAUAUCUCCGAACCUCAGAGGAGGGCUUUGUGUCGGGAAGCAAAUGUGUUUUUCUUGAUUGAUGAAGAUGAGGGAAAAAAGUUUAAGUCAAAAGUCUUCAUGUUGUUAAAUAUUUCUUUCGACAUCAUUGAUAGCAUGUUAAAACAGAUACAACUGGAAGGAGAAGAGAGCUAUGUUUACUAUUUAAGAGAUAUUCUGCAAGAUCGAUGGAAAUAG
This is a messenger RNA of Sclerotinia sclerotiorum 1980 UF-70, 240 nucleotides long. RefSeq lists its product with no specific name. NCBI's taxonomy places the organism in Eukaryota, Fungi, Ascomycota, Leotiomycetes, Helotiales, Sclerotiniaceae. The transcript has a single exon. The coding region runs from base 1 to 240 and encodes 79 amino acids. The record is from RefSeq and is a predicted model, not a curated record.